Acaulospora colombiana is the source of this 177-nucleotide messenger RNA. Lineage: Eukaryota; Fungi; Glomeromycota; Glomeromycetes; Diversisporales; Acaulosporaceae. The record is from the annotation of a GenBank genome assembly.
AUGGAGGUGGUGGUGGUAAUGGCCGCUGUCAUAGUUGUGGUCGUUUCGGUCAUUUGGCGCGUAACUGUAAUACUAGUUAUGGUCGGGGAGGUGGAAACCGUGGAUUUAAUCGUGUUGUUUGUUACAAGUGUAAUGGAUAUAACCAUUAUGCUAGGGACUGCAAGGCUAAUGAUGUGA